CCGAGGUUGCGACACGGCCUGGCCCGUCCCAACCCCCAGCUCCGCCCGCCAGUCCCGGCUCCCCAACUCCGUCGAUCCCCGGCUCCCGCUCCCCACCGAUCCCCGGGACCCCCGGGUUCCGGGACCCCCGCUCCCCGGAACGCCCGGUCCUGGAGUGUCCUCUCUGGACUCGGUCACCACCGCCCCCACCCUGAGCCCCAUGGGGGAGUGAAGACCCGGCCCGGGCCGAGGACAUGGGCCGACCCGGCCCGUCCGGCCCGCUGAUGCUGUUGGGCCUGGUGCUGCUGCUGGCGGGGCUCCCCCGGCCCGGGGCUCAGGUGUUGGAGACCGGCCUGAAGUGCCCCAAAGGGAAGUAUCCCUCAGGUAACAACACCUUCUGCUGCACCAAGUGUCACAAAGGGACGUAUCUGGUGGCCAAGUGCCCCGAGCCUGGCCGGGAGUCAAACUGCCAGGUCUGUGCCCAAGGGACCUACACUGCCAUCGAGAACUUCUCUAAUAACUGCCUCAGCUGCCAGCGCUGCCGUAAGGAGCUGGGGCAGGUGGAGAAGUUGCCAUGCACGCCUGAUAGGAACACGGAGUGUGGCUGCCAGGAGAACCAGUACCGCCUGGGCAGGGACCAUACCUUCCGUUGCCGUAACUGCAGCCUCUGCCUCAAUGGCAGCAUUCUCCACCAGUGUGUGGAGAACCGGGAUGCUGUGUGUCUCUGCAACCCGGGGUUCUUUCUGAAGGAAAAUAAGUGUUACCCCUGCCACCACUGUGAGGAUGACCCCGACUGCAAGAAAUUCUGCCCCAAUAGUUCUUCACCCAUCCAAGGGUUGGAGCCAGACAAUAGUGCCGUGCUCAUGCCCUUGGUGAUCUUCCUGAGUUUGUGCUGUUUCUUCCUCGUCCUCGUCGGGCUUGCCUGGCACUUCCAGCCCCUCAAGUCCAAGCUGACCUAUCUGGCUGUGAAGAGAAUGCCGCCAACCCCCAGAGAGCCAACCGGAGUGCAGAUCGUGUCCACGCCUCCGUCCCUGAGCCCCGCCUCCGCCCCAGCCCUCGUCCCCAGCGAUUGGCCGCCAGAGCGAGUGGGUAGGCCCCCGUGGAGCAUCGAGGAAGUCCCUCCCCACCCGCCUGCCUCCGCUGCCACCCUCACUCCUGCCCUCGUCCAGGCUUUGCCUAACUGCCUCAACGUCCUCCGCCCGGACAACCCGGCGGUGCUGUACGCGGUGGUGGACGGCGUCCCGCCCUCGCGCUGGAAGGAGUUCAUGCGGCGUCUGGGCCUGACGGAGUACGAGAUCGAGCGCCUCGAGCUGCAGAACGGCCGCUGCCUACGCGAGGCGCAUUACAGCAUGCUGACGACCUGGCGCCAGCGCGCGCCCCGCAAUGAGGCCACGCUGGAGCUGCUCGGCCGCACGCUUACCGAAAUGGACCUGCGUGGCUGCCUGGAGGACAUCCAGGAGACCCUGGCCCGAGGCCACGCCCCCUACGUCCCGCUGUCCCUGCCCCCACGGUGAGGCCUGGCUCGCCAUCAUGAAGACUGCCCGGCGCUGGGGGCCCUCCCCCGCCACACCGACCCGGGGUCACGUGUUGCUCCUGCGGGGUUAGGGGCCAGCGCCGGGCCUAGGCCCGUGAACCGGAGGCCGGACACCACGAUGUCACGCCCGGGGGUCGGGGGGCCACUGUCGGAUUGGUGAGUGGCAGAGGCCCGAAAGAGCCCCUCCCUCUCCCAUCUGGAUGUGUGAGUGGGGAGGGGGCAUUCGGGCCGCCACUGAGCGCCUGCCCAUCCUCCCGCCUGACCGCCCGCCUGUUCACCCGCCCACCCUGCACCGCGGGCCGGGCCCGGCCCUUCAAUUCUUUGUACACUACCUGGGGCGGGCUCCUCGCCGGCUCUCCCGCCCGGGACCUCACCUGUAAAUACACUAAACGCUCAGAUUAAAGCUCAGACUAUCGGA
Molecule: messenger RNA, 1931 nt
Organism: Ornithorhynchus anatinus (platypus)
Lineage: Eukaryota; Metazoa; Chordata; Mammalia; Monotremata; Ornithorhynchidae
Gene: TNFRSF1A
Product: TNF receptor superfamily member 1A
Exons: 10
Coding region: 234-1493 (419 amino acids)
Biological process (GO): prostaglandin metabolic process; inflammatory response; tumor necrosis factor-mediated signaling pathway
Cellular component (GO): mitochondrion; membrane raft; signaling receptor complex
Molecular function (GO): tumor necrosis factor binding; tumor necrosis factor receptor activity
Source: RefSeq, a predicted model, not a curated record